Molecule: messenger RNA, 657 nt
Organism: Penicillium maclennaniae
Lineage: Eukaryota; Fungi; Ascomycota; Eurotiomycetes; Eurotiales; Aspergillaceae
Product: putative DnaJ chaperone (Caj1)
Exons: 4
Coding region: 1-657 (218 amino acids)
Source: RefSeq, a predicted model, not a curated record
AUGUCGAAGAGCCCUGACUAUUACAAGAUUCUCGGCGUGUCCAGUGAUGCGACCCAGCAGCAGAUUCGCACUGCAUACAAGAGGGAAUCCCUCAAGUCCCAUCCCGAUCGAGUUCCUGCCGAUUCACCUGAGCGAUCCGCACGGACAGCGAAAUUCCAAGAGAUCAACGACGCAUACUAUACCUUGUCAGACCCCGCACGACGACGGGAGUACGACCAGGUCCGCGCUUACGAAGAGGCUGAAGAAGAAGUCGACGAUGAGGUGCCUCAGGGCGGCGCUGGUGGCUUCCCAUGGUCUAGCUUCGGAUUUGGCAACCGCAACGAGCGCGAUGCCGAUCAAUUCGGGUCCGUCUUUGAGGAGAUGAUGCGCGAAGAAGGACUGGCCGAAGAGAAUGACGAGGACGGCAGCCGACGGACACGCCCAACUUCCCGAUUCUGGGCCGUUGUUGGUGGUGUUAGUGGAGGCGCUUUAGGCUUUAUCGUAGGCAAUGUCCCUGGAGCGCUAGCUGGCGCUGUGGCGGGUAAUCGCCUGGGUGCCGUCCGCGACGCGAGGGGCAAAAGUGUCUAUGAGGUUUUUGUGGACCUUCCACAGCCAGAUCGGGCGCGGCUCCUGAAAGAGCUGGCGGCAAAAGUCUUCCAGACUACCAUGGGACGCUAA